AAAAUUUUCCAUUUUCGAUGGAGGGAGAAUUAGAUCUAACGAGUGAGGAGGAGAGGGACACCAUUCCAAUUAAGAUCGGAAUCAUAGGGGAAGCCAAUCUGGACAGGCCCAUUUAUUUGGAGGAGCGCAUGGAAUAUGCUGUUUGCACGCCCUUCGGCAAGCCAUCGGAUGUGAUUAUCGAUGGCCAGAUAGAAGGCGUUAACGUGUCGCUCCUAUCGCGAAAUGGCAGGAACCACGACAUCAUGCCGAGCAACAUCAACUACCGGGCAAAUGUAUGGGCCAUGCGUAAGAUGGGCUGCACCCACAUCCUGGUUACGAACACAUACAGCUCCCUGAGGGACGACUUCCAACCAGGACAUCUGGUUGUGCCCCACGAUGUGAUCGAUCAGACGACGAGGCGAGCUCAAACCUUUUACGAUGGCGCUGUGGGCAGUCCCUUGGGCGUCUGUCACGUUCCCAUGAAUCCUGCCUUUUGCGAACGCACUAGACAGCAUCUUGUGGGUGCCGCUAAGGAGUUGGACUUCCCCACGCGAUCCAGUGGAACCGUGCUCACCCUCGAAGGACCACGUUACUCCACCGUUUCGGAGAAUAAUAUGUUCCGCAAGUGGGGCGCCGAUCUCCUAAGCAUGACCCUGUGUCCCGAGGCCACGUUGGCCAAGGAGGCCGGCAUCCUCUACGCUUCCUUGGGCCUGAUUACCAACAUGGAGUGCUGGUGUGCCCAGCAGCCCAAUGCAACCACGCACGAAAUAUUCUACAUCUUCAAGAAGCAAUCGGAAAACCUCCAAAAGGUCAUGACCACGGCCAUUAAAACUAUGGCUGCAGAGGAUUGGGCUGAGGAUAUACUGAAGGCAAAGAUUUUGGUGUGCAGUAACUUUGCAAAUAAUAAAUGAUAUUAUGGCCUCAUGAUAAAUAUUUCGUUACAAAAUUAAAAUGAUCUUAUAUUUUUUAACUGUUUCAAAA
Drosophila gunungcola (fruit fly) is the source of this 960-nucleotide messenger RNA. RefSeq names its product purine nucleoside phosphorylase. Bases 18 to 890 code for a protein of 290 amino acids. Gene Ontology annotation, biological process: nucleoside metabolic process. The transcript is spliced from 2 exons. The record is from RefSeq and is a predicted model, not a curated record. NCBI's taxonomy places the organism in Eukaryota, Metazoa, Arthropoda, Insecta, Diptera, Drosophilidae. Gene Ontology annotation, molecular function: S-methyl-5-thioadenosine phosphorylase activity. Gene Ontology annotation, cellular component: cytosol.